AAUCGGACAUUAAUUGUUCAACUCUAGCGGCAAACAGGCUAGCUUGACGGUUGCUAAUCUUGAUGAUAAGGGACCUUUUUCUGACGUUUCUGGACAAAAUUGCUUCUUUUUUAUCGCAAGGGUUUAUUCACCGUUCUGUGGCUCAUAUUUAUCCUAAGCUGUGGCUCCUCUUCUAACAGCUGGAGAUCUUAAGAGGCAGGUGUAAAGGAUGUCUUCAUCAGUCUUCUACAGCCAGGACAGUGCAACCCGUUUCAAGAAAAGAAAAGCUCGUUUUUCCUUCAGCGAAGUCCAUGUCCUGUUGGAUGAAGUGAGAAGGAAUCGUGCCAUUGUAGUGGGCAAAUUUAAUCGUGGAGUGGCGACAGAAACUAAGAAGCGGACAUGGGCAGAGAUUACAGUACGUGUCAAUGAGAUUGGAGAGUGCCAGCGUGAGGUCAUAGAGGUCAUCAAGAAAUGGUCUGACCUAAAGUGUGACACCAAACGGAAGGUGGCUGCCAUGCGGACGGGAACAGUGCCACACCGGGGACUGAACUCUCGUCUUUCCCGAGACCUCAGUCAGACAGAGAAGAUAGUUCUCCAGAUUCUGGAGAUGGACGAAGAUGAUGACCAGAGCACCAGUGACUUUGGCCCACUGGGAGAUGAUGACGACGUGCCAGAGGAGGAGGAAGAAAUGGAUGAGGAGGAUAUGAUUGGAAUGCAUAAUUCUCCAAACGGCGGUAUGAAUGCAACAUCAAUGCCACCACCACCACCUUACAGCACGAGUGGACUGACACAUUCAGGGGACUCGUCACAGCCUGCGUUUGAUGUGCAGUAUGAAGUUCCUCCACCUGAAGACACUGAAACUGGAUUCGGAGAUUCGGAUGAGGAACAAAGAGAAGAUUCGCGUUCUUCAUCUCAGGCAGCAAAAUCUGCAGCUGAUCAUCAAGUUAACAACGGCGUUCACAAACAAGGUCAGCCGCAGACAGCAGCCACGCUUCCUACGCCACAUCAGCCUCCGCUAAACACGAGGGACAGCCUGCUGCAGAACGCGUCCCUGAGCCUACAGGAGCAACACGCCACCAACAUCCUGCUAGAGACCGUGUCGCGCUCACUAGAGCUUCUGGCAGAGUCCGUGCAGCAGCUGGCAGAGACGCAGCAGGAGUUUGUGCGUGAGUCGUUGCAGCUGCAGCGGGAGACGGUGCAGGUUCUCAGAGACUUCACAGGUGGAGCCAUCACGCUCAUGCAUGACAAACUGAAUGGCCGGCCAGCAUUAUAACAGUCGGGUGGAGAGGUCAAAAAGCUGUCGCCCUGGGGAGUGGGGGUCCAACAAACAGAUUCCAGUGCUAAACUGGGACCAGUGCUCUUGUUGCAGGGAGGAAGUAGCGGGUGUAACAGUGCUUCAGCUUCAGGUGAGCAACGGCGUGUUCCGACUCAUUAAGGGCAGAACCAUAAAAACCAGCUUCAGUGAGUCAGAGGAACCGAGGAGGAACACGAGUGGGUUCUUCACCCAGGCUGGUCGCUGCACAGCUUUUAUUUCUGUUUCUAAUUCUCGUCAGGCCUUCGGAAACCAGGUGCUGGGUCACACCUGUUGGCAGCGCUGAUUAGAAGGAGCGGGUCAGAUCCACACCAGUCACGGGGGUCAGGUGGGCUCUAUGCAUCACUCUGCUGAUGGAAGCUAAACUGGACCGAACCAGUUGAGGACUGGUCCCAACACCUGUCCUGGUUUAGCGCUGGAACCUCUUUGGUGUAAAUGUUAGAUGGAUGAGUUGCACCUGGGUUUACUGUAUGUUUUACAAGUAAAAGAGGGAACAAAAAUUAACCAUAAAUUAGCUGCCAGUUAAUAUGCAUAUUAGUGGACUACUAAGUCUUAAUUACUCAUUAUUAAGCUAUUAUUAGGUGCUUAUUACUAAUGCUGUAAUUCUAACAUUAACAGGCUAUAAAUUCAACUCAAAAAAUACUUUAUAAAUCCCAGAGGGAAAUUGAUUGCUGUAGUAGCUCAGAAUAAUUAUAAUAAUAAUCAAGUCAUCAAAGGGUUAUUGUAUAUUACAAUGGCUGUUGGCAGGAAGGAUCUCCAGUAGCGGUCAGUGUUGCAGCAAAACUGAAGAAGCCUCUGACUGAAGACACUCUUCCGUUGUCGGACACUCUUGUGAAGAGAACGCUCAGGGUUGUCCAUCAUUUUCUUGAUUCUCUGGAGAUUCCAGAGAAAGAAUCUAAAUUUAAAUUAAGAGUUUUAUCAAAAUAAGCCAUUCAUAAUGGUUUGUUAACUGAAGUAAAUGAUUUGUUGCUGAUUAACGCACUUACUAAUUAGCCCAAAUCAAAGAAGUAAUUCGGGGGUAAUAGUUAUUCUGCAUUAAUAACCAAAAAUAUUAUGGUCUGGUAUUAUGUAAAUAAACACCAAACUCCACAUGUUAAUAGAGCCUAAACAACGAUCAAUUAACCACUUGUAAGCAAGAAUAUGUUCCCCAUUCUAAAGUCAGAUUUUGUUCAUACCUAAUUACUGGUAGUUUAGUAUUAAUUAACCAUAUAAAGGCAACAAUAUGUUCCCCUUGAAAUACUCCUUUAAAAGCCACAUACUGAUUUGAGCUAAUUAGUAUGUGUGCUAAUCAGCAACAACCGGUUUACUUUCAGUUAACAAACCAUUAUGAAUGGCUUAUUUAGAUACAAUUCUAUUUUAUUUUUAUUGGGGCGACGGUGGCACAGGAGCUAAGUGCUCGCGCCCCAUAAUUGGAAGGUUGCAGGUUCGAGCCCCGCUCAGUCUGUUGCUGUCGUUGUGUCCUUGGGCAAGACACUAACCCACAUUGCCUGCUGGUGGUGGUCGGAGAGACCGGUAGCGCCAGUGCUCGGCCGCCUCGCCUCUGUCAGUGCGCCCCAGGGCAGCUGUGGCUACAUCGUAGCUCAUCACCACCAGUGUGUGAAUGGGUGUGUGAAUGGGUGAAUGACUGAUUGUGUUGUAAAGCGCCUUGGGGGGUUCUAGGACUCUACAAGGCGCUAUAUCAAAUACAGGCCAUUUACCAUUUAAUUUAUGGCCUGUUGAUGUUAGAAUUGUGGCAUUGGUAAUAAGCACCUAAUAAUGACUAAUGAAGACUUAGUAGUCCACUAAUAUGCAUAUUAAUUGGCAGCUAAUUAAUGGUUAAUUUGUGUUCCCUAAACUGAAGUGUUACCAUAAAAGAUUUUCUGUGGUAAAUUUUAAAACUUUUGGUAGAAACGUCUGGUGGAUUUAAACAAAAAAACCUGUUAGUCCUACAGACCCGAGGGUCAGUGUUACUCACGAGGACGUCUCCACCUCUGCAGGUAGAGCUUUUCCAGCCUCUACGUGUCAACGGUUUUAUUUUUAUUCUUGUGUCAUUUACUGUUGUCAGCCCCUGCCCUGGUGUCCAGAGGUCAUCACCUGUACUGUAACGGUCGGCUGGAUUUCUGCUCAUGACCAUCAUAUGGUCCUAACGUCUGGAGCUGAAGACGGAUGGAAAUACCCGUGAAAGAAAAAUGACUGAUUAGAUUUUUUAUUACACACCUGAAUCGGAGAGCUUCAGCGAGUUCCUUUAAUAAAAGAUGUGGGGCAGAACUGAGGGUAUGUUGGGUGUGUGGACGUGUCUCCAAGUAGAAAUAAUUUAGUCCUGUUGAAUUUUCCAGGUGAGCUUCCUGAUUCCACACAGAGUGGAAAAGUCAGCAGACCACAGUGAUGAAUAAACCUUUAUUAACCCAGAACACAUCUUUCCUGCCGGCCCGUUCCACGUGUAUGUGAUAAACUAUGUGAGACUAUCUCGUCGGUCUGUCAUUCAAACACGAUAAUCAGAUCCAGGAUCAGAUUGGCGAUGAAAGAACUUUGACUCCAGGGGGCGCUGCUGCACCGUUUAGUCUGAAGGGACAGAAUACCUUGAAACCUCUAUUGAACCUGCUGGAGACGACAUGUCCUCAGUCACUGAUGUCUCUGGUUCAGUUUUCCACUCAGUAGGGAGUUAGGAGGACACCGACCUAGCCAGUGUCUCCUCCUAGCUUCAUCUCACAAACAGAAGAAUGUAGAACCAGACCCAGUCUGGGUUUUCCCACAUGGUCCAGGUCCGGAUGGGAAGCUGGCUGUUCUCAGCUCAGGUGGUCUGUCCAGGUGUCUCGGCCUGUCUCCCGUCCAAGCGUAAAUCACGUCUCCAUUCAGCUCUUUUAGGAAACACUCUUUAAAUGGAACUUUUCACGUCAGAAGCAGUUUUAGUCGUCUUUAGUUAGAACGAUCUCUGCUGGUCUGGUUAGACUUUUCACAUCUUGGUGACACCUGGGUCCUUGCUUCUGGACCGACACACCACAGGUUGUUUCUAGAGCCUUAAUUAGAUUUAAGUCAAAUUUAUAAACCAAAAUAAUCCUAAAACAACUUCAUAUAAGAAUCUCAUUUUAGGGUUCGUCAACUUUAAAACCACACAGGUGUGUUUGCUUCAGGACAGAGCCUUUUUGGCUUGUGGGUGGCUCUAGACGCGUCUGAAACCGACCUCACGGGCUCUGUUCUUCAUGAUGGUUACUGGAUUAAAUGAGUCAACUAAAUAUUCA
Molecule: messenger RNA, 4509 nt
Organism: Nothobranchius furzeri (turquoise killifish)
Lineage: Eukaryota; Metazoa; Chordata; Actinopteri; Cyprinodontiformes; Nothobranchiidae
Product: myb-related transcription factor, partner of profilin
Cellular component (GO): nucleus
Source: RefSeq, a predicted model, not a curated record